Colletotrichum truncatum is the source of this 546-nucleotide messenger RNA. NCBI's taxonomy places the organism in Eukaryota, Fungi, Ascomycota, Sordariomycetes, Glomerellales, Glomerellaceae. The record is from RefSeq and is a predicted model, not a curated record.
AUGGAAAUAAACACGAGCGUUGCCGAAAUUUGGUCGCUUUAUGCGAUUGCGACUACGAUGAUCGCGAUGAGAAUCUUCUGCCGCACAAAGAUGGUUGGCGUAUCAGGCUAUCGCCCUGACGAUUAUUUGGUUUUCUUUGCAUGGGCUGUAUAUACUACAGUAUCCACGAUGGCGACGCUCUUCGUGUUGGUCGCCCAGGGCAGAUACACCUCACUGCUUACACACGAACAGCGAGAGACGAUGCCAGAAUCAGAAUUCCCGAUUUGGGAGUACGGCUCGAAGAACUUCGUGAUUGGGAUGUGUUGUUAUGCCACAAUUGUCUGGACAUUAAAAUUAAACAUGCUUUUCUUCUAUCGACGAUUAGUUGAGGGUCAAUGGGUGGAAAAGUUCAUAUUUCCCGUCAUGGGUCUAGUUGGGGUUACAGCGGUCGCUAUGGUUUUAAUUAUUCUUCUAACUUGCCGUCCAAUCACCCUGAUGUGGCAAAUACGGCCGGAUCCUGGGGGUGCGCCAGCAUCGUUAACCUGUUGUUCGAAGGCGUUCCACUAA